Messenger RNA from Cylicostephanus goldi, 828 nucleotides. The record is from the annotation of a GenBank genome assembly. Lineage: Eukaryota; Metazoa; Nematoda; Chromadorea; Rhabditida; Strongylidae.
AAAGGUGACAUCAAAGCGCCUGCAGGACAAUCAUCCUUUUGUGUACCUGUUCAAGGAAGAUAUCAUGUGCAAUUAAUCUCGUGCAUGAAUUUUGAUCCUCAGCAAUUCGACAUAAAUGUUGCUUCCGACCAAGUAUAUGAAGCUAAAGCCAUGGACGCAAAAAUCACUGGCACGAUAAAAAGCACUGACGGCAGCGGAUUUGUCGUUAAAGUCAAAUCCGGCGCUGGAGAGCGUGAUGUCUCUGUAGGCUCUAACGGAAAGUUCUCCUUCUAUGAGCCUAUCACAUCUAGUGGAGAUGUUAUUCUUACCCCUACAUCUGCUACUCAUCUUUUUGACCCUUCAAGUUUUUCAUUACGAUUCAGAGGAGACUGUGCUGAACAUGUUGUGGAAUUCGUUGCAACUAAAGGUAUCUUCAUUGAUGGUUCUAUAACACCGCCUGUUGCUGGAGUCAAGAUUAUUGCCAAGCACAAGCAAGAUUCCAGCGUUUAUUUCGAGACCAAAUCUGAUAAAGAAGGAAAAUACAGGAUUGGCCCUGUGCGACGGGCAGAAGAUAUGAAAAUCACUGCAGAGCUCGAUGGAUACACUUUCAGCGAGAAGGGUGGUCUUGUAGGCCAACUGACUAGCACUAAACUGAGCAAGCUUACUGUUGUUGUGUCGGAUAUUGCGACAUCAGAACGGCUGGAAGACGUGCUGCUAUCCAUCGUCGGUGGAAAAGAGUAUCGUAGUAACAGUAUGAUUGACAAAACUGGAGAAAUCAAUUUUGUUGGUUUGGUGAGCAUUUAUUCGCAGAUUUUCUAUAACAAUGUCGCUCCGAAAAGAAACUUAUGA